AUGGCGGCCGCCCCGCCGGCCUCGCCGCUCGCCCGCGCGGGCGCUCCGGGGCGGCGAGCCGAGCGCCGCGCAGCCUGCGGCACCCCCUGGCGGCGGGCGGGGCGGAGGCCGGGCGGGGAGGCGGCCCAGGACCCGGGGCCCUGCGGGGAGCGCCACCUGGCGGGCGGGCGGCCUGGGGCUCGGCGGGAGCGUCCACCCGGUCCUUUGUCCGGCUUGGGCUCGGAUCUGCAGCCUGAAGCUUACGGGGACAACCAGAGCAAACCUUCCAGCAUUCCGGACAGGGCACACGCUCACCUGCAGGGUGCCUGGAACACGGGUUCCGAGGGAAGCCACUGUUUAUUCCGUGGGCAUAAACAGCCGGACCGCCGGAGGAGGAGUCCAGGUGGCCACGAAGCCGCGGUGCGGAAAGGGAACUCACCUGCUCUCGGGACAGCAGUGGGUGCUUACAGCCUUCAGCCUGCACGCCCUGGUUCACUAAGCGCAGCCAACCGCACUUUCCUAGUGUGCCCUCCUCCGUGCGCUGUGAACGUCCACAGACUAGUCCCAGCCGCCACGCAGCCUGGACCUAGCAGCCGGCUCCCCACCCUCCUCAAGGGCGCCGGUCUGACUCGGGAGCAGGAGGCCUCUGUCGCGGCCGAGACUCCGCGGAGCAGCCUUCACCGAAACAAGGAUCUCCAGCUGGCCCCGCCCCCGGCCCCGCCCCCUGGCGCCCAUUGGCUGAUUCGAUUGACGCCGCGGCCCCGCGGCCCCGCAGCCCCGCGUGCUUCAUUGGCUGCGGCGGCGGCGGCGGCGGCGGCGGCGGCUGGCAGUGAGAGCGCAGACGCGUCCCCCGCUCCGCUGUUGGCGAAGAGCGGCCCAGCCGUGCCCCAGGAGCUGCGGCUGCCCUCGAGCCAGAGAACUCAGCCCGCGUUCAGAGAACAAAAACAAAAACUCAAGGAACGGAUAUUACAAAGAAAAACGUUUUUUGCAUAUAAACAGGAAAAUCAUAUAUCCAGUAGUACAGGCCAGAAAGUGAUGAACUCUGAAGGCCAGAUCCAGGAAGAGACAAAAGUUCUGAAAUUCAAAACAAAAAUGGCUGGUAAAGAAAAUGUCAGUAGACUUCCUGUGAACAAAAAUAAUAUAACUAUGGGGAAAAAUUGUAUUCCUUUAAGACCUUCUAAUGAAUUAGCCAAUUUAACAAUGAUAACUGACACACAUAAUUUGGAGGAUAAUAAUCACACAAGACAGUCGGUACCAAUUGAAGAUGGCCCUCAAAGUCAACACAUGACAUUGAGCCAAAUGUUUCAUCUUAAAAACAACAGUAAAAAGAAACAAAUAUCUACAGAAAAACCAAAGCAAGAUGCUAACAUGCCUAAGAAGCUUGUGCUUGGGUCUUACAAUGGUCAAAUUGUUAAAUCUAGGAUUAAUUCAUUUAGAAAGCCCCUACCAGUCAGAGAUGAGAGUUCUGUAGCAACAAAGAAACUUUCAGCUACUAUCCCUAAAGCCCCAGAGCCUCUGCCCGCAGACACCAGCAGUUUGACAGUAAAAAGUCCUAGAGCCCCAAACGGGAUGACCACCACUCGACCUGUGAGCACUGCCUCUCAGGACAGACGGCUGGUGCGGCCUCCUAUCAGAAGUCACUGCAACAGUGCUCAGGACCCUGUGAAGCAAGGCAUCAGGAGAACUGCCAGUGUUACAAUCCGGAAAGGGCCUCAGGAGAAGGAAUUACUGCAGUCAAACACAGUUUCAUCUAGUGCCAAAACCAGUUCUCAGGAUGUGGAGAGAAAGACGACAGUGUCAAGAAGCCUGAUGUCCAAAAUUGUAGCCAGACCUGCUUCAUCUUUUAACACCAGACUGAUCCAGAAGUCAAAAAGCAUUGAUCCUUGCAGACACUCUGUAGCAAAAGCAACUAUUGAUAGAUCAAUUCAGCCCAAAGAAACAGCAGAAGAGAGAAAAGCUCGUCUGAGUGAGUGGAAAGCUAGCAAAAGAAAAAUGCUAAAAAGACCUCCUAGCUCAGGAGUUACCCAGUCUGAGCCCGAAGAGCGAAAUGAAAUAUCAUCUGAGUCCUUCUGGACUACCAUGGUAGAAGAAGAUGAGCAAAGAUUAUUUACUGAAAAAGUGAACAAGACAUUUUCUGAAUGCCUAAAUCUGAUUAAUGAGGGAUGCCCAAAAGAAGAAAUAUUAGUCAUACUCAAUGACCUGAUUAAAGAUAUUCCAGAUGCUAAAAAACUUGUUAAAUAUUGGAUAUGCCUUGCACAUAUUGAACCACUCACAAGUCCUAUUGAAAAUAUCAUCACAAUCUAUGAGAAAGCUAUUUUGGCAGGGGCUCAGCCUAUCGAAGAAAUGCGACAUGUAAUUGCAGAUAUUUUAACAAUGAAGAGUCAAGAAAAAGUCAAAUAUGCUUGCUGGAUUUCUCAAGAUGUCUCAGGAGAAAGUGUUGAGGCUUGUGCAACCAAGGAAUACAUCCAGGAUGUCAGCAGUGAAGAUAUAGGUGUUAAUCUAGAGUCAGGAAAACCAGAAACGGAAAAGAAACCUAGAAAUGUGGUAUUUCAAGAUGAUGAAAAAGAGCAAGAUGACAAAACAAAAUAUCUAACCAAUGAUGUUAAAACCCCCAGUGCAGAAACUGGAGGGAGUUGCUUAAUUAAAUAUAAUGUGUCUACUACACCAUACCUACAAAGUAUAAAAAAGAAGAUACAGUUUGACAAUACAGAUUCUACAUUUAAAGAGCUAAAGUUUCUAACACCAGUUAGACGUUCUCAACGUAUUCAAGAGAAAACUUCUAAAUUGCCAGAUAUGUUAAAAGACCAUUAUCCAUGUGUGUCUUCACUGGAGCAGUUAACAGAGUUGGGAGGUGAAACUGAUGCUUUUGUAUGCCGUCCUAACACAGCCCUAUGCCCGAUGUACUCAGAGACUGGAACAGCACAAGAGAAAUAAAGCAACGAUCAGUAAUGGGACUUUUAUUGUUCUGGGGUUUUUGUUUGCUUGUUGUGGCUUUGUCUCUUAGAAGUUGGCCAAGUACCUAAGUAUUCAUGGCAGUAAGCUCUUUUACUGAUGUUCACAUUAUAGCAGGAGUUGCCUUGUCAAUCUCAGCAGAGGGAGUUACUAAGAAAGUUAAAUUUUGUCAAGUAGUUCAAACCUGUUUAUAUUCAAGGAGCAUAGUGAUCAUAAUGUUGGCUUCACUUUUAAUAGUCUUAAAUUGUUAGCUAUUAAAUGUAAGUAAAUGUACAUCAUCAGAAAAGGUAUUCUAGGUAAAAUUUAUAUAUUUAUCUGGACAUGUUCUUAAAAUUUAGAAUAUACAUGCCAGCCUUUAAACAGAAUACUGACUCUACUAUUAAGUCUUGUCCGUUAAAACAGGAUAGUUAUGUACAAUUAAGUCUUCUCUCCACACAUAAAUAUCACGUGUAAAAUUGCCUUAUAAGUCUCCAAACUAUCCUCUAUCAAUUUUAUAGUUUCAAAGAGUCAGUAGUUUCAAAACUGUGUAAUAUAAAUGUGCUUGAAAAUCCUAGUCUUUUGUUCACUCAUUCCAUUUGUAUAAUGGCACCUGUCUUUGGUUCUAUUGUCUUAUGCUCUCGAGAAGAUUUUUAUUCUUUUAUAAACUGUGUACCUAAUGUUGAUUAAAUAUAUAUCUGUA
Molecule: messenger RNA, 3610 nt
Organism: Nyctereutes procyonoides (raccoon dog)
Lineage: Eukaryota; Metazoa; Chordata; Mammalia; Carnivora; Canidae
Gene: CKAP2
Product: cytoskeleton associated protein 2
Exons: 11
Coding region: 1-2913 (970 amino acids)
Biological process (GO): negative regulation of microtubule depolymerization
Cellular component (GO): microtubule cytoskeleton
Source: RefSeq, a predicted model, not a curated record